This is a messenger RNA of Linum tenue, 225 nucleotides long. NCBI's taxonomy places the organism in Eukaryota, Viridiplantae, Streptophyta, Magnoliopsida, Malpighiales, Linaceae. The record is from the annotation of a GenBank genome assembly.
AUGGUGAUGACCGCCUGCUUCCUCGCCGCCGACUCCAUUUCCUCCUCCACCGCCAAACCCCGCAUCCACCUCCCUUCAUUCCAAUCCCCUUCCCUUUCCAAACCCUACGCCUCAGCUCCUCCUCCUUUUCCUCCCCUAUUUCCUUCCGCUAUCUCGCCAAUCGACAUGACCUUCUCCCUCUGUUCGUUCCUUCCGUCUCGCUCACCAAUAGAUUACCUGAGAUGA